Molecule: messenger RNA, 430 nt
Organism: Aspergillus wentii DTO 134E9
Lineage: Eukaryota; Fungi; Ascomycota; Eurotiomycetes; Eurotiales; Aspergillaceae
Exons: 2
Source: RefSeq, a predicted model, not a curated record
UUCGACUCCGGGAGCAAAGCCUGCUACCAAGGAGACAUAGCGAAGUGGAAUUAAGUCGUGUCGUGAUUAUGAGUAUCCCGGAAUACAGGUUAUGGUCAAAGUCACUAGCUUGAGAGGGUUUAAUGUCCGACGUGGGCCAAAUGGAGUCUAUGGGAUUGAUAUCAUUCAAGAACCUGACGACCCCUAUUAUAUCGGGACUGCUCCUAGUGGUACUCAUGAAUUUACCAUCCGUCUAGAUAAGAUCUCAAAGGUGGUUGGUGUCUUUGAUGAUCGUAGGAUGAUGGAUCUAGGAAUUUUGGAUAUAGCAAAGAAGGCAUACAAAAUACAGAAUAGAGCAGUGGGAGGGAUAUGUGAACAAUUACAAAACCAAGGGUUAUAUACCAGCCCAUCUCGAGUUGAAGUGAAGAAAUGGCUUUAUAUAGGGUAACGU